CUUCAUCCGGGUAUCCAUCGUAGCUAAUCUGGUAUUUUAAAGGUACCAAUAUGGCGGAGGCUUCCUUUGGAAGUACGAGCCCAGUUGGCUCUCUGUCUUCGGAAGACCAUGACUUUGAUCCAACAGCGGAGAUGUUGGUCCAUGACUAUGACGACGAGCGAACGUUGGAGGAUGAAGAGAUGCAGGAGGAAGGAACAAGUGUCAGUGCAGAAAUAGAUGAUUUAGAAAAGGAGGGAAACAUGCCACUAGAGGAGCUGUUGACAAUGUACAGAUAUGAGGCCUCUGUCAGCCUGGCAGGAGGCUCCAGCGCAGAUAGCUCUUCUGCAGAACUAACAGACGAGCUACCCGACAUGACUUUGGAUAAAGAGGAAAUUGCUAAAGAUCUACUGUCGGGUGACGAUGAAGAAACACAGUCCUCAGCAGAUGACCUCACACCUUCGGUCACAUCCCAUGAAACCAGCGACUUCUUCCCUAGAACAUUGCGCUCUAACGCCAUAUAUGAUGGGGACAAGGAAUCAGAGGGAGAGGAAGAUAGUGUGUGUCCUGAUGAUUCCAGAAAGGAAAUAAUGGUUGGAUACCAGUAUCAAGCUGAGAUCCCUACACUUGUCUGCAACUAUGACGAUGAUGAAAAGGUGUAUGAGAACGAAGACCAGUUGCUAUGGCAGCCUGACUCCCUGUCCGAGCAGAGAGUCAAAGACUACCUGCGUGACAGUGCCGCCCCAUUAGUGGAUGGGAAGGUGGCCACAGUGCCUCAGGGUUGUCUUGUUCAAGACAAUGAGCAGGCCUUGUAUGAGCUUGUGAAGUGCAACUAUAACGUCCAAGAUGCUCUGGAGCGAUACCGCAGGAAUGGAAAGACUUUGAAAGGACAAAUGUCCCCGUGGUCCGAGGAAGAAUGCAGAAACUUUGAACACGCGCUGCUCCUGUACGAGAAGAACUUUCACCUCAUACAGAAGCAUAAGGUGAAAACAAGGACAGUGGCUGAGUGUGUGGCCUUCUACUACAUGUGGAAAAAAUCGGAGCGCUUCGAUUUCUUCGUCCAGCAAAACCGGUUUGGGAAGAAGAAGUACACCAGCUACCCCGGCGUAACGGACCUUAUGGACCGCUUGGUGGAUGAGGCGGAGGGCCUGGUGGAUGGUUCAGCUUCUGUGUGCUCCAGCAGCAGUGGCGUUGGUGGGAUGGAGCCCACAGCCGAGCAGCAGCUCAGCCUUCUCAACUCCAUCACUGCCAGCGACCUUUCUGCAUUGACCAGCAGCGUAGCAUCGGUGUGCAACACUGCAGAUGUAAACUGCUUGGACUCAUACAGUUUUCCCCAGCUAGAGGGCCUCCACCGGGCCUCCCUGAACCACAACGAGGCCCUGGGCUUCACCCCCAACGGGCCGGUAGAUCCCGACUGUCUCAACCUGCUUGGUGCCGGGUUCUACCACUCUGACCUGGGACAGCUGGGUGCCUGUGCCACAGACUGCGAGCGCCCACCCUCCAAGCGCCUCAAGUUGAGCUUGUCGGAGCCCUUCAAUCAGGCAGCCGUGGGGAACUUGGGGCUUGAUUAUGAGGCUGCCACGCGCGCGCACCACAUCACCAGCGCCAAAAUGGCUGUGUCAGUGACGGACUUUGGCAGCCGGGCAUCUGGCGAGGCUAACAGCUACAUGGGAGUACACUCGCACGCUCACACUCACACAUUGCACCAACAGCAUACGGCGGUACAAUCCGAGUGAAGUGUGACCCUCCCACAGACUGUACAUAUUUGUUAGAGAAUCUAUUUGCUGUUCUAAAUAUGUGUGUGUGUGUGUGUGUAUAUGUGCGCACAGACACAACCUUUUUUACUAUGACAUCAGUGAUGUCAUCUUGUACAGAACUAUAAGGAACUAGAGGAACAAAAUCUUGAAUUCUCAAGAGUUGAAUAGCCAUUUACUUUUCAGUCUUAAGCUCUGUGAAAGGUUUCCACAAACCACCACACACAUGAUCUGUAGUGUCUUCAUAUGGUGGGACUGAACCUUCAUUGGGAUAGACCAUGCCCCCCCCAACCCUCACAGUGGCCCUACAGUCACACUCACUAACCUGACCCUGGAUGUAGCAUUUUUUUUUAAGGGUCUUAGUUUUUUGUAUAUUUUAAACAGAUGCACUUACCAAGUGCAAAUAAAAGACAGACUUUGUAAAUUUGGGACUCAGAAGAAGCACUUCAAAUUAUAUAAUGGUGAGAAAGGAGUUUACACCUCGGAAAUUUGCAAGUCAAACCAGUUCAGAUUAUUUCCCCCCCAUGUUAAAACAUAAUUAUUGUUUGUGGUGACUUCAGCCAUGUUGAGAUGAGCUGUAUUGCAAAAUGUAACAAAUGACAGUAAAAAUGAACAAUCUUUGCGUAUGUGUUUAGCUGAUGAAAAAGUUUGCUAAAUCGGGGGGGGGGUGUCUUGUUUGGCAAAGUGUUUGUAUUUAUUACAAAAGGCAUUGGACUGCAACUUAGUCACUGACAUUGUAUACUUUUUCCUGUUUUAUACCUCUGAAAAUGCUUUGCAGGCAGAGAAAGGCACAUAAGCGCAAUUGUGUUAGAAAGCACCAGGGUAGUAUUGUUUGCUAUGAUUGCUAUUUAUACUUGGUUGCGCAUGUAUAUCCCACAAGUUGUACUGUAAGGUUAAGUAAAAAAUGGUUGGAGUCUUAACA
Molecule: messenger RNA, 2652 nt
Organism: Osmerus eperlanus (European smelt)
Lineage: Eukaryota; Metazoa; Chordata; Actinopteri; Osmeriformes; Osmeridae
Gene: mier3a
Product: mesoderm induction early response 1, family member 3 a
Exons: 13
Coding region: 51-1712 (553 amino acids)
Biological process (GO): negative regulation of transcription by RNA polymerase II
Cellular component (GO): nucleoplasm
Molecular function (GO): histone deacetylase binding; transcription corepressor activity
Source: RefSeq, a predicted model, not a curated record